Porites evermanni is the source of this 5557-nucleotide messenger RNA. Lineage: Eukaryota; Metazoa; Cnidaria; Anthozoa; Scleractinia; Poritidae. The record is from the annotation of a GenBank genome assembly.
GGAUCUCUGGAAAGGUACUGCUUUACUAAUUUGAAAACGGAUGGAUAUAUGAGGUUCUCUUAUGGUAUAAGUUUUGAAAACUCAAGAAGGUUCACAUUUACCUUUGUUUCAGCUGAAACGGAUGUUGUACAUGAGUAUUGUGUUGCGGUUUGCGUGUAGAAUGCGGAAACAAAGAUAGACAAGAUAAUUGCGUUAAUAUUGUUGUCACAACGGAAAUAAUCCACCCCUAAGCUGUAACACUCAACGAAGCGGGCGCUCGUGUUCGUAAUUCAGUGUCUGAGUUUACCAUCCAACGAUGUUUUUGCAAGGAAAUCCCUGCGUCAUGCACGUUCCAGAUCUCCCUGGGAGGAAGCAAGAAGAACAAUUCAUGGUUUCAGGUGGGAUUAUGAUGUGUAUUUAGCCGAAGAUAGAGUCUUUAUGUUACUUCGCCAUUUUCCGCCAUUUAAGCGGAAUUUAGCAAUUUUCAGUCCAAUUUGGCAUUUCAUUUGUAAACUACGUCUGGAUCACUGUCUUUUCAUGCUCUGACAAGGAGAACAAGAAAUGAGAACUUGCGCAUAAGAGAUCAAAACGUUAAGCAACAUAAAAAAGCUUCGUUUAAUUGGGUCUGACCAUCAGUUCGAUCGAUCAAUUACUGAUUCGGCUUCACGGGUUUCAUAAGCUGUGUCCUGUCAAGUCUAAACAUAAAAUCUAUUAUUUCUUCCUAAUAAUACAAGUACUAAUAAUUGAGAAACUAAUCAACUGACUUAGUAAUAUGCCAUUAUUUGACAAGGCACAAUUUAGAACGGCGGCAGGGCCAAAUUUACAAAACAUAUUAAGUAAACGGCAUGCAAGCUCGUUGCGUAGCUCAAGAGAAGCUCGCUUAGCAGACUCUCCCUUCUUCUACAAUUAAACGUUAAAACACAAGCUAUUAUUUAAGUUAUCCUCUUUUGUAUGGAAAUCCGUGCGCUUUUGAAAUUAUUUACUUAUUUAAUUUCUUCUUUAUUAUAAAUGAAUUAAUGUAUGUUUUUAUGUAUUUAGUUAUUCAUUUCGUAAAUUGUUGUUGCACAAAGUUGUAAAUAUGGAUCGGCCGGUUAGGCUGUCUAUGUUAUCAAAAAUAGUUAGCCUUUUUUUUAAGUUGAGUUAACGUAUUCCAAGUCGAAGAUUAUCAAUAAAAGCUUUCCCGGGCGAGCGUGACUGCGUUGUCAUGGUAAGAGCAUCGCAGUAUCAUUCAAACCUAAUACGUCAUCAGCAGCUCAACGCAGCAGCUACUGACUUUUUCGAACCCUAUUCAAACAAAUAAUUCAGCAACUUGCAGAGGUUUUGGGUGUUUUGGGCCAGUCGCGGUUUACCUCUUGAUCUCGUAUAUGUUGACAUAUCUGAUUGAAAUUCUUUGCACCUUGCAUUUCGUCAAGCUCGACUAGAUAUAUAUAGAGGAAGAAGUAUGUUGACUCUACAAAGUAAGUUCGAACAGAAAAGUGAUAAAACAGACACGGUUUUCAAUUAUAGGUAUUGAAGAUCUGUUACAUGUUAACCGCCCAUUGGUGCCAUUAAUUGAGGAACAAAACAGUAUGCCACACCCAAGCGAUAAGGCAGCUAUUUUCCUGCCCAGAUAAAAAUUCAAAUAAAAUAAAUGCAUUUUGAAGCACAUGGACAUUACAACAAUGGUUUUUGGCACACAUUAAUUGAAUCUUUUAAUGCACAGACAAACGUUUGUGAAGAGGUAUGAAUAUCUAUUGUCACGGUGCAUAGGGAGAAUGUCUAGCGUGCUCAUGCAGCUAAAUAAAAAUACAAAUCUUGACGUCAUGUUUAAUUGAUCACACACUUUUUGAGAUCAAGAAUAGCUAUGGAUGGCCCAAGGUUCUUGCUAAUUUGUUAAACAAGUCAUAGUCAAGAACAUUACAGAAUGUAAAUUUAAACUGUUUCGAGUCUGAAGACUUCCGUCUCAUUCGACACGUCAAAAAGUGCAUGACUUUUAUUUCUCUGAGCAGAAAAGGAAGUUCAUUGUUCAUGGUCAGCGCAAACGCCCGUUUUAAGCUAGGAUCACGAUCUGAAGAACUUAAAGUAGCCUGCGUAGCAGGCGCUCGGAAGUAGUGGGCGAAAGAGAGAACGGGCGAGCGCGACGCAGGCUAAAGAACUGGGAACAAUCUGUAUUUAAAAAGUUGGACUUUGUCCCAGUUUUCAUCGUGACACGUGUAAUUUGCCUUCAAAUUACGCUUUCUCACGUGAUACCACUCAGUGAACAAAAUGUGAUUGACAAUCUUCACGAAUAAUCUUUGCUUCGUGAGCCAUUCGCUCCACUGUUGAUUUUUGUCAAAGAAAUGCAUUGACGACAUCGCUCCGUUAUUUCCUUGAAGAAAAUGCCUAACUAUUUCUAUUGAUCAUUGAUAAGAAAUCUUAUAUUUCUUGUAUAACCGUAGGGGCCAAAAAUGUCGCGCAGUUGAGUCUUGUGCCAUUUGUAUGAAAUCGAUCCUAUACUAUUUGAUAUGAGGUUCGGUCAUGUCUUGCCUUUGUGCUGUAAUCAUUUCAAAUGACUGAAAACAGCAUUUAGUCUCUUCUGAUAUUAAGGUUCUUAAUAUUCAAUCGUUGCUUAAUUGAUCAGAUGAUUACUUUUGAAAAUAAAAAAUGAAAAAAAAAUUAACAGCUUCUAAUCAUAAAAAGGUUAAAACGUUAAAAGUUAAAUAAAAGCAGUGAUUACAAGAGAUUUUUCUAUUCUUACUUUAAUUGAAUUGGAAAAAUUAGCGUGUUAAUAAAUUUGCCGGCUUGUGAGGUUGUCUCGAAAAGAACAAAAGGCUUUAGAGGAAUUUGUUUGCUAUCCCGGAAUAGUUUUAGCCUUGUCUCUUGGGUGUCAAUUAACGGCAAGGACACGCAAGGAAAUUCAGUGGAAUGAACUCGUCAUCUAUGCCUCCUGCUUUAAAAAAACAAACAAACAAAAUGUAACUAGAAAAACUCUUUUCUUUUGAGAUAGACCAAGGAGUCCAGUACAAGCAAGAUUGAUUUAAGGGCGAUACGUUUAAUCCAACAGGCUUAAGGCAACGGAUGUAAACCGCAACCGAGGAUUAAAUGACAUGACAUAUGUAUUGACAAUGUCAUGCGUUAAUGUAGAGGGGGUUAUUAACUAAAGAGGUAAUCGAUACGGGAAACAGCAUUCCUGGAGAUUUUAAAAGGUCGUGCCGGCGUAGCUUUUUUGUCUUUUUAUUUCAGGUGACAACCAGUUUCAAUUUUUUUUCGUCCCUUUCUCAGGUGACUCAUCCUGGUGACCGGUGAGAUCAAUUCGCGAACAAUCCAUACGGCGAAAUUCGACUAGCUAAAAAUGAGGGAAACACCUAUGCAAAGUGCAGAUAAAUGCUUGUUGCCACUCCGACGAAAGAUAUCACCUGCUACAAUUUUGAACCUUGAAAAUCACACCACAGAAAACAGCGAGGGAAAUGGGGAAAUCAAGGAAGUUGUGGGCAAAAGAGAACGCUUGUUUUCCGCGUCUUCGAGAAGCGUCUCCAGCGUUUCCAGCUCGAAAUACAACUCAAGUCUGGCCCCUCCAUUCACACCACCGGUCAACAACUGUGAAACACAAGGAAAUGUUGCCCAUGGUUUUCACUGGAGACGACCUUCAGAACAUUUCCUUGAGGUUUUAGAGGCAGAAAACAAAGUGGACAAGACGCAACUUAAAACGUCACCAUCACAUUCGUUACCACCAUUACGGAAGACAAGUCAACGCGAGGAUUUACCUAAAGCUUUGCUAGGAGAAACUAAAAUUGCAUUUGAGGGAAGUGUUUGUAAAGGAGGAUAUUUUCGCCCGGCUGAAUCGUCGGACGGUCAAUUACUUCUUCUGUCUGGGUCGAAAAAAGAAUUUAUAACUCCAGUCUCCACUAACGGAAAGAUUCUUCGGAAAACGAACUCUCUGCCUUUGAUAAGAACAUGUUCUGCCCUAACAAACGGAUUAACUGAACUCAACAUUACGUGUCCUCGAUACCGCACAAAAUCUGCAAUAUUUAGGCGGGAAACUACUACCAAUGAGACUGAACACACUGAAAACUCUUGUAAAGCCUUCGACGAAAAUUUAGAAGACACAAACGAUGAGACUUUUGAUGAUGACUUAGUUGAGCAGGACACCGAGAAAUUCAGCAUGAUUUGUCACUGGUUGAAAGAGUGUGAGAAAGCUAAAGUUACAUAACAGACUUCAGGAAAUAUUUUAUACUGUAAAUAUGAGUGUUUGUGUACCUUCCUCGCAUUGCAUGUCCUGUGCCGUGUACACACGUGAUAUGCCGAAAUCACCACCGGCCAUUUUCGGUAUGUUUAGAAUCUUCCAAACACGCAAGCUUACGGUAAAAAGUAGACUCCUGAUGGUUUUUCUCAUUAACUUGACUUAAAAUACCUCUUUUGAACCUAUUUCACGGCUUAUGAUCCAAGAUAUGUUUUGUAACUUGUCAUAGGACACAUCAAAAGAUGUGAGAAAAGGUAUGCAAAAAAAGGGCCUAUUCACCCAGCAGGUUUAUUUUCUCAUUUAGUAGACUACAGCCUCGGAUUUCUAACGAAUGCAUCGAAGUAAUACUGUCGACUAUCAACGUCUAUUUUUAUUUGGAAGUUAACUUGUGUGUGGUAUGACUGUCCAAUGGUUGGACUUCAUUGAUGCGUCUUGCAUACCGCAGUUUAGAUCCGCCAGCUAUAAUAUCUAUAGCUGUAUUUUGCGUACGUUUCUCGGCAAUCGAUGUCCAUUAAUUAAGAUUAAUUUUAUUGACAUAUUUAUUGACUUUAUUUUGUAAUUAUAUUUAGGUAGGUGUUAUGGAGAAGAUGAAACAUAUAACAUCAUGCUCUAGUUUCCUUGUCCGUUCAAAAUCUCACUAAAUACACGAUUUACGCAUAGUUCGACUUCUUCACUGUUAUCGUACACUAACUUCUUGUUCUGACCAUUUCGUUAUUUAAUUCAUUUCAUUUCAUUUCAUUAUUUUCGUUAAUACAAAAACAUACAACACUUGUACAUACGGAAACGGCGGGUACUAGCGGUCAAUUUUUGCUAUUUACUCCGCGGUACAAGUAUUCAUUUGUUUUGGUUUCGCCGUUAAGGAACUAUCUUUCCGACCUCAAUCUUUUUACGCGAUGGCCGUCUUUGGGUGGUUUUAAAAUAUUUGCUUUACAUUUACACUCUAAAGGAAAAGAGGAGCAGAUUUCGAUGAGUUCAUUUCCAAACAAUGUUAACAUCUAUUGAGUGUGUGUGUGCGUGCCUGUUUAUUUUUUUCUGAUUAAAGUGUGGCUGAUAAGAGUGUCAUCCUAUUAAGAGAUAACGUACAGAAUGUUGUAACUUUUUUCAUUCGCUUGGCUGAAUAAAACAAAUCAACCAUAACUGAUCAAACCAGCUGUGUAACUUGAUAUGAAAAUAUGCGAUUCGCAAUUUUGUGAGUGAAGCCGGAGUAUACUUGUUGGGCCGUGAAAGUUGUAGUCCAAGUUUCGAAAGGCCCACGAUUUUCACUCAAAUCCCGUAACUCCAAGUCCAGUUAUGGCUACGAUCUGUUGAUCAGCAGGUAAUGUAAGGACUUUUUACAAGCGUUGGCUUAGCAGUAAAGUCAAGUGUGAACAGUGUCUUUGA